AUGAGAAACACCUCGACUUUUACAACAGCUUUGGCAUUAUGCAGUCCUGGCGCAGCCUUGGUUUGCAAGCCAACGCCCUUGGAUUCCAACUGGCCCAAUGCAUCGGAUUGGAUGGCCUUGAAUCACACACUUGGCGGCGCUCUUCUUCGAACUCGCCCCGUUGCAUCUACAUGCUAUGCUAGCAAUCCUCUCAACUCGACUCUAUCUUGCAACGAAGUGGAAGACCAAUGGAAUUCGACAUACUUCCAUGCCACACUUCCCGAAUCAAUCGAUGCCUCGAUCUGGACCAACAACUCUUGCGUUCCUCCUGGAGCAGAUGGGCAUGUUGAAGGCAGUUCUUGCACUCUGGGAGCUUAUCCAGCAUAUAUUGUCAACGGUACUUCGAAUAAGAUAAUCUCAAAAGCGAUGCGUUGGGCCUCUCGUCGCAACAUCCGCAUCAUUGUCAAGGGAACUGGUCAUGAUCUCGAUGGCCGGUACGUGGUUCAGAUCUUCUAUCUGGUUACAGCAGCUAAUAAGAUGUAUAGCUCUACUGGUGCACACAGUCUGUCCAUCUGGACUCAUCAUCUCAACCACAUCAAGUUUGACCCCAAUUGGAAUGGUACUGAAGAUGUUGCCAUCGUCGGCAGUGGACAACAAUGGGCCAACGUCUAUGAUGCAGCAGCAAAGCGCGGAAAAGUAGUGAUUGGCGGUGCAGACGGUAGCGUGGGCCUUGGUGGACACAUCCAGGGUGGAGGUUACGGACCCCGUUCUUCGACCUAUGGCCUUGCUCCUGAUCAGGUCCUGCAAGUCAAUAUUGUGACCACAGAGNGAGAUAUCCUCGUCGCUAACGAUACUAACCAUCAAGACCUCUUCUGGGCGGUUCGUGGCGGCGGCGGUGGUAGUUAUGGUGUCGUCACUGAGUAUGUCCUCAAGACCUACCCAGCUCCUGCCAACUCUGUAGCGGGAACAUUGUCAAUCAGUGGCGGCAACAACGCUACUGGUAGCAUAACCUGGGAUGCUUUUGGUGUUCUUCUCAACCACAUACCUGGUCUCAUGGAUAAAGGCCUUUGGGGCAACAUCAUUGCCUUUGGUCAAACACCAGGCGAGGUCUCAUUGACUGCCCAACUCUCAGCCUACAACAGCACUGCAUCUCAAGUCACUGCUUUGGUCGAACCUGUCACUGCAGCAAUCCGCAACACAACCGGCAGCAGCAACUCUAGCCUCUCCAUAGUCUGGAGUGAUCCCACAGUUUCUCCUUUCGACAGAAAUACUAGCUCCAAGACUGCUUCCAACACCGCCGGAUCCGGUGGCCUGGAGACCAGCCGUCUGCUCGGCCUUGCCCAGCUCUCCCUCCCCUACAAGCAACUGUCCUCAUACCUCCGCCGUAUCAUGUGGACGGAACCUGGAAGCGGCAGUGCCAUGCUAAUUCUCGGUCUCAUGGCCGGCCCCGGUGUCCAAAACACUCCUCUGGAACGUCAAGGUGCAGUUAACCCCGUCUGGCGCACCACCUACGUCCACGCAAUUUCUGGCUCUGCUCCCGCCUCCAAAGACACAGCCACUCCAGCCCAGAUGAUCAAACAAGACGCUGUAUGGUACGAAAAGUACAGAGAAGCCGUGUGGCGCGAGUGGGCUCCAAACACAGGCGCCUACAUGAAUGAAGCAAAUCCUUACAACUCAAAUUGGAAGCACGAUUUCUUUGGUGCUAAUUACGAUAGACUUGCCGCUAUCAAGAGAAAGUACGAUCCUACAGAGUCGCUGUAUGCCGUGUCGAGAGCUGGUGCGGAAUGGUGGGAUUACGACUUGCAGACCGGCAGGCUGUGCAGAGUCGAGUGA
Aureobasidium vineae is the source of this 1812-nucleotide messenger RNA. The record is from the annotation of a GenBank genome assembly. NCBI's taxonomy places the organism in Eukaryota, Fungi, Ascomycota, Dothideomycetes, Dothideales, Saccotheciaceae.